Messenger RNA from Lathyrus sativus (Indian pea), 969 nucleotides. The record is from the annotation of a GenBank genome assembly. Lineage: Eukaryota; Viridiplantae; Streptophyta; Magnoliopsida; Fabales; Fabaceae.
AUGAAAAGAGCUCCAAAACUAUCUUUCCUUAUACUAUGUUUACUACCUUUGUUUCUUGGAUCCAAAGCAGAGCAAUGCGGUAGCCAAGCUGGUGGAGCUGUAUGCCCAAAUGGGUUAUGCUGCAGCAAAUUUGGCUUUUGUGGUAGCACUGAUCCUUACUGCGUAGAUGGUUGCCAAAGCCAAUGUAAAUCUUCUCCAACACCGACAAAACCAACACCUAGUACUGGUAGUGGUAGUGGAGAUGUUGGAAGGCUUGUUCCUUCUUCUCUGUUUGAUCAAAUGCUUAAAUACAGAAACGAUGGACGAUGUGCUGGUCAUGGAUUUUAUACCUAUGAUGGUUUUAUUGCUGCUGCUAGAUCUUUCAAUGGUUUUGGUACAACUGGUGAUGAUAACACAAAGAAGAAGGAACUCGCUGCUUUCUUGGCUCAAACUUCUCAUGAAACCACAGGAGGAUGGCCAAGUGCACCAGACGGUCCAUACGCGUGGGGAUAUUGCUUUGUGUCCGAACAAAACAGUCAGGGAGACUUUUGUACGUCUAAAGAUUGGCCAUGUGCUGCUGGUAAAAGAUACUAUGGAAGAGGGCCAAUUCAACUCACUCACAACUACAAUUAUGGUCAAGCAGGUAAAGCAAUUAAUGAAGAUUUAAUAAACAAUCCUGACUUAGUGUCUACAAACCCAACUGUAUCAUUCAAGACAGCCAUAUGGUUUUGGAUGACCCCACAGGCAAACAAGCCAUCAAGCCAUGAUGUGAUUACUGGAAGAUGGACUCCAUCUGCUGCUGAUAGCUCAGCAGGACGGGUCCCCGGAUAUGGCGUGAUCACCAACAUAAUUAACGGAGGGCUUGAAUGCGGCCAAGGCCAAAAUUCUAAGGCCGAUGAUCGGGUCGGUUUUUAUAAAAGGUAUUGUCAAAUAUUGGGAGUGGACCCUGGUAGUAACUUGGAUUGCAACAACCAAAGGCCAUUUGGUUAA